UGAGGCGGCGGCGUCUUCAGCUUUAUUAUAUUUCGUUUUUCCUCUCCAUCGUCGCGUUUGUCCUCCUCUGGUAUCUGACGUCGCGUCCGUCGUCAUCGAACACGACCGCCUUCUUGCGCCGUCAGUUACUGCUCAUUAUUAUUUCCGCGACAACGAUGAAGCGCAACACAUGUCUGUGGGUGGUUCUCACCACUUACCUGGUCCAGCAAUGCUUUUGCCAGCAACAACUGAAGUCAUCCAACAUACAGGAAGAUCCAUGCAAAGCUAAAAACAAGGUGGUACCGGACGCGGCUUACUGCGAUCGUUACUGGGAAUGCGUGGAUGGACAGCCUGAGCUAUACGACUGUCCCAAUGGUCUGGUUUACGCGGGCAAGAACAGGGGUGUUACUGAGGGAUGCGACUACCCAUGGAGGGCAGACUACUGCGAUGGCAAAACUCAAGCCAACGGUCCGAUAGCCCGGGAACACUGCGAUUGGCUGUACGGCAUAUUCGGUCACGAGACGUCUUGCACACGAUACUGGACUUGCUGGAAUAGCACGGCCACCGAACAGCUGUGCAUUGGCGGUCUGCUGUACAACGAAAAAACUCACUCGUGCGACUGGCCCGAGAACGUCGAGGGAUGCCAGAAACAUCCUCUCUGCAACGAAGACGCCAACGGAAACGUGCCACUGGGAAAAUCGUGCAACAGGUACUGGCAGUGCCAAGGAGGUUACCCAAGGUUGCARAGGUGUCCGGCCAUGUUGGUGUUCGACAGGCGCACUUUGAGGUGCGUUGUGCCGCCGACCGAGGACUGCGAGGUGCCGACCACUCCGGCCCCGUCGCCAGACGAUUUGCCGUCCAACGAAGACGAUGGUGAAGAGAACGUGCCGCAACAAGCCAAGGCAACCGCCGGCCCAGUGCCACAGCGCCAGCAACAGCGAAAUCAGCAACAACAGCAACAGCAACAGCAACAGCAACAGCAGCAACCACAACAGCCACCACAACUUCAUCAGAGGCAAGGUGGUCCGUCACCGCAGAGACAACAGUUCUUGCAGCAGCAGCAACAACAAUUACCGCAACAACAGCAACAGUUGCCCGCCGCUACGCAACAACAGCAACAGCAGUUGCCGCAACAACAGUUCCAGCAGCAACCACGGGCUCAGUUCCAGCAACCCACGGCUAGGGCUGUUCAACAACCACAACAACAACAACAACAGCAACAGCAGUUUGUGCCACAACAACGGGCUCAACCUCAACAGUUCCAAYUGCCACCGUUGUCGGACCAUCAACAACAACAGCACACCGUGCAGAGGAGAGAAAACGGUGCAGCGGUGACGUACGGUGGUGCCGAAGACGACGUUGGUGACGACGWCGUCGACGUACCUGUCGCGUUUUCCGAACACUAAACACAAUUAUUGCACAGUACAACUAACGUCGAUACACCUACACACACCUAUACACUUAGAAUAUCAUAAUAUUUAGUUUAAAACGAAAAUUAUAUAGUACAUCGAAAAUAAUGGUAUGACCGAGUUGUUCGGUUAUAYAGUCRGAAAUGAUUUUUUUUUCACGAAAUCUGAUCUUWACUAUUCAAAAAAAAAAUUCGUUGAUUUUUCGAUUUUGUUUUCCGUUUUUAUUUUAAGGCGAUUUUUCGAGGACAGUUGCACGAAAGUGUCUAAUACACUUCAAUAAUUUUCACUAGAAAUCACGUGUUCGACGAUUGCGUUCGAGAGUCUAAAUAUAAAUUUAUAUUUUUGUGRACAGCCCUUACACAGAGGAUCAUAAAAAAAAAACCAAUCUACGGCAGUGUAAACCAUCGACGAACUAAAAUAAAUUAUAUCGUUACAUUUCUAAUCUACCCGCUUACCCGAUCAGUUUCAAAAGUCAUAAUAACCUUUAUUCGUUUCCGUUGUAUAAUAUCGUCUACAACAGUUGGUAAACAUUUAAAUGCUUUUUUUUUUAAAUUUUGUUCGAAUCGAUCGUCGAUACACAAUUUCGUUAUACAUUCGUGUCGGUAAAAAAAA
Messenger RNA from Diuraphis noxia (Russian wheat aphid), 2000 nucleotides. RefSeq lists its product as uncharacterized. Gene Ontology annotation, molecular function: chitin binding. The record is from RefSeq and is a predicted model, not a curated record. NCBI's taxonomy places the organism in Eukaryota, Metazoa, Arthropoda, Insecta, Hemiptera, Aphididae. Gene Ontology annotation, cellular component: extracellular region.